Messenger RNA from Macrosiphum euphorbiae (potato aphid), 384 nucleotides. The record is from the annotation of a GenBank genome assembly. NCBI's taxonomy places the organism in Eukaryota, Metazoa, Arthropoda, Insecta, Hemiptera, Aphididae.
AUGACACUAUCUGAAACCCCAAAAUGGGAAAAAAUUGAAAAUACUAUUUUAUACCUCAAUAAUAAUGGUGUGGAAACUUUAAGCGAUAAUAUCUUUGAGCAAUAUAUGUAUCUUAAAAACUUUUUAGAAGUUAAACUUGCUUCGGAAGAAUGGAAGUCGAUCAAUUCGGUGGAAGAAAAAUGGAUUAUUUUUUUUAAAGAAACUGAAAAUCAUGAAAGAAAAUGUCAACUGUUGAAAUUAUGCGAGUAUUUGUUUGCAAUCCCUGCACACAAUGCCACAAUGGAAAGAGUUUUUUCGUUAAUGUCGGCCCAGUGGACUGAUGAACGAAAUCGCCUGCUCCCAGAGACUAUGGAGUCGAUUUUACAGUGUCAAGUUAAUUAUUAA